AUGCCUCUUUCCCUCCUCUUGUCCCCAGGGUACAUCCACAGUUACAUCAGCCCAUCUGUGUACGAGAACGGAGCAGAGAGGCAGAGUGGUCUCGGGACCCCCGACCCUGUCUAUACCAAAGUCAACGAGGUGUAUGGAGACCCCGAGGGGCUGGAGCCCGACAGCCCGCAGUCGGGGCUCACCACCGGCUACUUCAGCGGGGAGGCGGCGGCAGUCAGCGAGGGCUACAGCAUGGACGCCUUCUUCAUCACGGACGGCCGGUCGCGGAAGCGUCCCGAGAGCGUGCCGCGGGAGCGCGCCCAGCGCCACACGUGCAGCGAGUGCGGCAAGACGUACGCCACCUCGUCCAACCUGAGCCGCCACAAGCAGACCCACCGCAGCCUGGACAGCAAGCUGGCCCGCAAGUGCCCCACCUGCUCCAAGGUCUACGUCUCCAUGCCCGCUCUGGCAAUGCACGUCCUCACCCACGACCUCAAGCACAAGUGCGAGACGUGCGGCAAAGCCUUCAGAGAUGAUAGAAGGGCAUCCAUCUCUAAAAUACAUUACACAAAAUUGUUGUGGCAGAACCUGAAAUACCUUUCUUCCCUGGCCUGGGUCUACAGGUGUCCACACCAGGUUCUUCUUGCAGGCAAGAAGAGCAGCUUCCUUGGUUUCAUGGACACGGUGUUCCCUGGUUGGGAGAGGCUGUGGGCCCACAUGUGCACCUGCUACAUAUACUUCCAGUUCUUGGUCCUCAAUGGUGACUGA
Messenger RNA from Mobula hypostoma (lesser devil ray), 747 nucleotides. Its product is annotated as transcriptional repressor scratch 2-like. Bases 1 to 747 code for a protein of 248 amino acids. The transcript is spliced from 3 exons. Gene Ontology annotation, molecular function: DNA-binding transcription factor activity, RNA polymerase II-specific; RNA polymerase II cis-regulatory region sequence-specific DNA binding. The record is from RefSeq and is a predicted model, not a curated record. Lineage: Eukaryota; Metazoa; Chordata; Chondrichthyes; Myliobatiformes; Myliobatidae. Gene Ontology annotation, biological process: regulation of DNA-templated transcription.